ACUGUUCAGAUCCAUAAUGGAUGAAACACAAACUUCUGGAGAUUAAGAUUUGUUUCCAGCACACAGUUCAUCAGAAGAGAUCAGAAGCAGAGUCCAGCUGUGUGUCUGUGAAGAGUGACGCGUCUAUGGAUCCGCCAAUGAAGUUUAAGAGUGGAGAUACACGGCCUGAUCUCAGCUCAGUUCAUCAGAAGAGAUCAGAAGCAGAGUUCAGCUGUGUGUCUGUGAAGAGUGACUGGUCUAUGGAUCCACCAAUGAAGUUUAAGAGUGGAGAUACACGGCCUGAUCUCAGUUCAGUUCAUCAGAAGAGAUCAGAAGCAGAGUCCAGCUGUGUGUCUGUGAAGAGUGAUGCAUCUAUGAUUCAACCAAUAAUCUUUAACAGUGUAGAUACACGGCCUGAUCUCAGCAAAGAAGUCCUCAACACAUUUAGAUCAAAUCUGCUGAAGAAGUUUGUGUGUCUGUGUGAGGGAACAGCGUUGCAGAGAAACCCAACACUGCUGAAUGAGAUCUACACAGAGCUCUACAUCACAGAGAGUGAGAGUGGAGAGAUCAGUAGUGAGCAUGAGGUGAGGCAGAUUGAGACACUAUCCAGGAGAGCAGCAACAGAGGACACAGCUAUCAAAUGCAGUGACAUCUUUAGAGCUUUACCUGGACAAGACAAAGCCAUCAGAACUGUGCUGACAAAGGGAGUCGCUGGCAUUGGAAAAACAGUCUCUGUGCAGAAGUUCAUCCUGGACUGGGCUGAAGGGAAAGAGAAUCAGGACGUCCAGCUCAUAUUUCCACUUCCUUUCAGAGAAAUCAACUUGAUGAAGGACAAAACACUCAGUCUUUCAGAUCUUCUUAAUUUCUUUUUCCCUGAAACUAAAGAAAUGGAAAUAUCCAGUGAUGAAUAUAAAGUGUUGUUCAUCUUUGAUGGUCUGGAUGAGUGUCGUCUGUCUCUGAACUUUAAGAGUAAAGUGAAACUGUGUAAUAUAUCUGAAUCAGCCUCAGUGGACGUGCUGCUGAUGAACCUCAUUGAGGGGAAUCUGCUUCCCUCUGCUCUCAUCUGGAUCACCUCCAGACCAGCAGCAGCUGAUCUCGUCCCCUCUGAGUGUGUCCAUCGAGUGACAGAGGUACGAGGCUUCAAUGAGCCACAAAAGGAGGAAUACUUCAGGAAGAGAAUCAGUGAUCAGAGUCUGGCCGACAGGAUCAUCUCACAUCUGAAGUCAUCAAGGAGUCUCUACAUCAUGUGCCACAUCCCAGUGUUCUGCUGGAUCUCAGCUGCUGUUCUGGAGAAGAUGUUGAGUCAAGCAGAGAGUGGAGAGAUUCCCAAGACUCUCACUCAGAUGUACACACACUUCCUGAUCCUUCAGACCAACAUCAAACAUCAGAAGGACUAUGAGAAGAAGGUGACAGAUGAAGACAUGAUCCUCAAACUGGUGAAACUGGCUUUCCAGCAGCUUGUAAAAGGAAACCUGAUCUUCUAUGAUGAAGACCUGAGAGAGUGUGGCAUUGAUGAGACAGAAGCAUCAGUGUACUCAGGAUUGUGCACUCAGAUCUUCAGAGAGGAGUUGGGCUUGUAUCAGGGGAAAGUCUUCUGCUUUGUUCAUCUGAGCAUCCAGGAACAUCUAGCAGCUCUAUAUGUGCACCUCUCCUUUAAAAUCAACAGCAUCAAUGUCUUUGACCAAACCAAAAAGAGUAUGUGGUCUACGAUUUUUUAUGGGAAGUCAUUAUCUGAGCUGCAUCAGAGAGCUGUGGAUGAAGCUUUACAGAGUAAGAAUGGACAUCUGGAUCUUCUCCUGCGUUUUCUUCUGGGUCUCUCAGUGGAGUCCAAUCAGACUCUCUUACGAAAACUACUGACACAGACAGGACGCUGCUUCUACAACAAAGAGGAAACAGUUCAGUACAUCAAACAGAAGAUCAGAAAGAAUCACUCUCCAGAGAAAUCCAUGAAUCUGUUUCACUGUCUGAAUGAACUGGGUGAUGAUUCACUGAUGCAGGAGAUCCACGAUUAUCUGAAAUCUGGAGAAAUAAGAAAAGCCAACCUCUCGUCUUCACAGUGGUCAGCUCUGGUUUAUGUGUUACUGACAUCAGAGCAGAAGAUGGAUGUGUUUGAUCUGAAACAGUUUAUUGGAGCACAACAUACAACAGAUGAAGUUCUUCAGAAUCUGUUACAUGUGGUUAAAGAAUCCAGAUCAGUUCGGCUAUGUGGAUGUAAUCUCACUGCUCAGUCUUGUGGAAGAUUGUCUUCAGCUCUACAAUCAUCAAACUCUGUCCUGAGAGAGCUGGACCUGAGUAACAAUGACCUGAAGGAUUCUGGAGUGAAGCUUCUUUCUGAUGGACUGAAGAGUCCAAACUGUCAGCUGGAGAUACUGAGGCUAUGUGGAUGCAAUCUCACUGUUCAGUCUUGUGGAAGUUUGUCAUCAGUUCUACAAUCAUCAAUCUCUUUCCUGAGAGAACUGGACCUGAGUAACAGUGACCUGCAGGAUUCUGGAGUGAAGCUUCUUUUUGAUGCACUGAAGAGUCCAAACUGUCAGUUGGUGAUUCUGAGGCUAUGUGGAUGUAAUCUCACUGCUCAGUCUUGUGGAAGUUUGUCUUCAGCUCUACAAUCCUCAAACUCAAACAUCCUGAGAGAGCUGGACCUGAGUAACAGUGACCUGAAGGAUUCUGGAGUGAAGCUUCUUUCUGAUGGACUGAAGAGUCCAAACUGUCAGUUGGAGAUUCUGAGGCUAUGUGGAUGUAAUCUCACUGCUCAGUCUUGUGGAAAUUUGUCUUCAGCUCUACAACCAUCAAACUCCAUCCUGAGAGAGCUGGACCUGAGUAACAAUGACCUGCAGGAUUCAGGAAUGAAACUUCUUUCUGAUGCACUGAAGAGCCCAAACUGUCAGCUGGAGAUACUGAGAUUGUCUGGCUGUAUGGUGACAGAGGAAGGCUGUGGUUAUGUGUCUUCAGCUCUGAGUUCAAACCCCUCCCAUAUGAGAGAGCUGGAUCUGAGCUACAAUCACCCAGGGGAUUCAGGAGUCAAGCUUCUCUCUGAAAAACUGGAGGACUCAAACUGCUCACUGGACAAACUGAGGUAUGUCAAGCAUGAUGUUUUAUUAUUUCAGUUCCUCAGUGUCUGUGUACACAAGGUCAACAGUCACAGUCGAGUGUUCACAUACUGGCUUUGA
Cyprinus carpio (common carp) is the source of this 3146-nucleotide messenger RNA. Its product is annotated as NACHT, LRR and PYD domains-containing protein 3-like. The record is from RefSeq and is a predicted model, not a curated record. Gene Ontology annotation, molecular function: protein binding. The coding region runs from base 21 to 3146 and encodes 1041 amino acids. The transcript has 11 exons. NCBI's taxonomy places the organism in Eukaryota, Metazoa, Chordata, Actinopteri, Cypriniformes, Cyprinidae.